AUGAGAUUACUAAAUUGGUCGAAAUCAGAAGGGCUUUCCCACACUGAAUCAAAGUGUGAAGUCCACUUUGAACGCUUUUCCUCAUCCUCGACGCUACUCCUCAUCGCGGCGGCUCACAUUCCCCAGCCUAUUCCCCAGCCUCUACAGUCUACCUUCGUGACUUCGGUCGGCAGUCUUGUCAUCCACCAGCUCAGUAUCGUGCUACGACCGCCACCACUGUCUUCGACCGCCACAGUUGUUCCACUGCCACCAUUGUCUUCCACUAUCUUCAUAGAAUCGUUCAAGACUCCUGUCGCGCUCUACGAUCUCUCCCAUCUUUCAAGACUCUUACUGCCUUCGUGGGUCUUAGACUUCAUAGACUCGCUCAAGACUCCUGUCGCCCUUUACAGUUACCUGACUGCCACUGAUGCUUUCUGUGUGGCUACAUAUAACCACCGAGUAAUCACAACUCCCAACAUGAAAUUCAUUCCCCAACCCUUCGACAAUGAAUCCGACAUCAUUCAAGUGCGCGCAGAUGGUAGAUAUUGGGCCCUGGAUCCCUUCCAGUGGCCACAGAUGUAUGACGACUUAUACGCUCGAAGUUUUGCAAUCCCACGCCAGGAAGCCUAUGCGGACGACUCAAGCAUGAUGUACGCAUGGUUCAGACCAACUUUUGCAAGUGACUUCACGCCCAUUUCUCCCAGCAAUCUUUUUGGUCAACUCAAGACCAACAUUGUCAGCCACCUCAAGCGCUUGUACGAGAAGGCCAAUACGCAGGUUAGCAAUUACAAGGUUGCAAGGUCCCACAAGGAGGAUCAUGUAGUUGGGUGGGCGCAUGCAAUGCGCGCUGUCUACGAGCGCUUCCAGCAAGCCAUGGCCUGGCGCGACAUCGUCAUAAUCGUUGCUGAAUAUCAGCGCUGGUUUCUCGAUAUCUGGGCGGUUAUAGACUAUUACAAAAUUAUCGAGCCUCACAUGCAAUUCGUCGACACUAUGCACAAGGUUAACCCCAAAUGGAUGGGUUGUUUCACCGAAGAUGUCGCUAUCGCUAUGAAGGUGCACGCUGCUGAAGUUCCUGUCUGGCUUAUUCACGAUGCCAGACUUGUCAAUGCCAACAUGAACAUCAUCAAAGUCGUUUCCUUCACACCACCCGAUGACCUCGUCAUCGGCAUGUAUCAUGAUCCCGUCAAACUCUUCACCCAACCAUUCGACAUCAUCAACAGAGGUCCCAAUAAUCGCAAGCGUCAUGAGGCCGCUCGUCAGCCGUAUUCCAACUUUGAGAAGCUACCAGUUCCAAAACCCCAAGUGGAACAGAUGGUAAUGAGGGAGUCAUUGGUAGGAAGGGCGUGCGUAGACAAGGGGAAGGCCAAAAUGAGUGCCAAGCCUGCGCCGUACAAUGCAACCGCUCCGCGUCAGAAUAAAGCUGUAUCUGGCCGUGACAAGUGGUCUGAUAUAGAUCACCCUUAUAUGCCGCCAAUGAACUAUUUCUUCAAGAUAGCGUUGGAGGACGCAAACAAAGAUAUUAUUCGCAUCAAGCAUCCCAGAGACAAAAUGGAUGAUGGGUACUCGCUUCCCAAUCCAGGUUUAUUCAUUAACAUUCUUUCCCCGCAAUCCUUGGUGAAGUACCUUGCCAACUGGCUGGCAUGCCGCCCUACCUGGAUAGAACGUGUCUAUGACAAAAGGCCUCGACCUCUUCCUCGCGCACAGAACUGGCGCGAUUUCUUGAUAUCUCAGCACGCUCAGGAACCUUCGAACAUGCGGACGUCCGGCAAGACCAGCAAGUCGAAAGCAGCGACUGCUUUACUUUUCCAAAAGGAAGUUCUGGUACUGCGGGCCUUGUGGGCAGGACCCACAAAUGUUCACUGGCGUGGAAAGGAUAUAGCCAUUUUCACGCUCGACAAUCCCCCCGCAGAUCUCGCACGCCAAAUCGUGUAUGAAAUCUGUGAGCAAAGUUUUCGAUAUGAGCUUCUGGACCUGGAUGAGCAUCUUGGGCGCGAUGCACGUAAGGACAAGGAGGCGAGGAAGGAAAGGAUGGAGCUUCUUCGUAGCAUCUUCCUGUCGAAGUCGUUGAAAGUUUGGAACAGGGACUUACCUCAAGAGAAUGACGGACUCAAUGCGCCAUAUUUUGACACCGCUUUACCAUAUUUCGAAAGUUUCCGCAAGGUGUUGUCAGCGUGGGAGCACUUUCCCGAGUCCCUCAAACAACCUUUUGAUGCUACCGGACGUGAGCACAACAUAUGGAAGGGGAUGAAGGAAUGUUGUCUCUUUUACGUUCAGUCUUAUUUCGACAAUACUGGUCGUCCACCUGUCGUUCCUCACUUACUGUAUUCGGUCGCCUAG
This is a messenger RNA of Suillus subalutaceus, 2316 nucleotides long. RefSeq lists its product as uncharacterized. The transcript is spliced from 8 exons. Lineage: Eukaryota; Fungi; Basidiomycota; Agaricomycetes; Boletales; Suillaceae. The coding region runs from base 1 to 2316 and encodes 771 amino acids. The record is from RefSeq and is a predicted model, not a curated record.